AAGCGAAAAAUGUCCAGCUCGGCACGAGUGCGGAUGGAAUGGAUUUGAUGUAGCAAGAUCAGUAGCUCAUUUGUAGUGUUAUCAGCCACGAUAUAGGCCACCGUAUGUCUAUAUGCUGCCCAGAAUUAUAAGUGCAAGUGUAUUCCUUCCCUUCGAUCGAGUGAUCGAAGGACGGUUGUGACAACGAACGCCUCCGACGGAAUCUUCCCCAAUUGGUGAACACUGUUUUGGAGUAAUAAAAGUAAUAAAAGAUUCCGCGAAGUGGAGGUUUCACGCUCCGGAAGAAGCCCUUCGCUAGCUGGAGCGCCACGUCACACGUCACUGCUGAUCUGUGCUGAUUUCGAAGUUAUUGCUGAUACAAACACCCAACUCCGAAAAUGAGUGUCGCGGACAACUUUACCGACUUCUACUCCGGCACGUCGUUCGUCUUCCGCAUGGCAGUGGACGAGUACAAUGCGGAGCGUAACUGGACCGGCCUGAUCGACCGCUACUGGCUGAUCGUGGAGGAGCUGAUCGCCGAUCCCCGAGCGAAACAGCUUCCCUUCAUGGACAAUCCACUGCCGACGCUCGGUAUGAUCAUCUGCUACCUACUGUGGGUUCUCCUGAUCGGUCCGAUGUACAUGCGCGACCGGAAGCCGAUGGACUUGCGCCGAGUAAUCAUCUUCUACAACCUGUUUCAGGUGCUCCUCAGUGGCUACAUGUUCUACGAGCACCUGAUGGCCGGUUGGGUGAGGGGAUACAGUCUGACGUGCCAAACGGUGGAUUACAGCGACAGUCCGCUUUCGAGAAGGAUGUUCAACCUCUGCUACGUGUACUAUCUCUCGAAGCUGUCCGAGUUUGCCGAUACGGUGUUCUUCGUGCUCCGCAAGAAGCAGUCACAAAUUACCGACCUGCACGUCUACCAUCACUCGCUCACACCGAUCGAGGCGUGGAUACUGACAAAGUUCAUUGCCGGUGGUAAUGCGACGCUGCCGAACGUGAUUAACAACUUCGUCCACGUGCUGAUGUACUUCUACUACAUGCUGUCGGCGAUGGGAUAUCGCGAUAUCUGGUGGAAAAAAUACAUGACGGAAGUUCAAAUUAUUCAAUUUAUCAUCUGCAUUGCGCACUGCAUCAACGCACUCGCCACGGGCUGUCCGUUCCCGCGCUUCAUCACCACGCUGCUACUGAUCAAUGCGUCCAUCUUUCUGGCCCUGUUUAUGAACUUCUACAUCGAGAGCUACAAGCGCAAAUCGAAAUCGGCCGCCGCGAAGGCCGCCAGCACGGCCGCCACACCAUCGAUCGAACCAGCGGCGCAGGAAGCGUCCGGUGUGCAGGAUCUGCCAGCCGGCGACGUGCCAGCCCUGCCAACCCUGCCAACCAAAGCUGACCAAAGUGGGAUUCCGGCCGAGUCGCUGGAAGCUGCCGUACCCGACGCUGCACCUUUGGAAGACAUUAACAACAACAGCAGCCGAACGGAGCUGCUGGAAUCGGUGAAGAAGCUGGCCGAGGAGCCACUGUGUGAAGCGGAUGAGUCGAAGGUGGAGGGAAGUACCGCCGAGGAUGUGUUCACUGAAGCGCAAACCAAACAGCAACAGGAGCCGACCGGGCUACGGCAACGGCUAGUGGUGGAGCAUGGCGAGGAAACGCGAACGGGGUCAACGCAGCUGGCCGAGCUUGCCAGUGGAUGAGUCAAGCGACCUCGUUUCGAAGUCGGGGGAAAACAAAAUGAAAGAAACUCCAUGUCUGCGUGUGUGUGACUGUAUGUGUGUAUGUAUGAAUGUGUGUGUGUGUGUGAGUCGCAUUUUCUUUUAUAAAAACAAAAACAGCAAACAAAAACGACAAAACCAACACAAUCUAGCCCAAGUUGCCCCAAACCUAGGAGAUAGUGGUCACCGCAAGUUAGUCAGUACGCGUGAAGUGAAGCAGUUUCUACGGGGGUUCCGCGCAGGUUUCUCUAAACAGCCCAAUCAAUGUAUAAAUAAUGCGCACCACCCCCUGUGCAGCAAAACGUGGAGCCAUCGCCACGGACUGAAGUGGAUGCGUUGCAAGGAUGGAGGAGAUUUAGCAUAAGCGAACCGUGUUUUGUGUGAGUGUGAGAGAAUACAGAGACACAAAAAAUGCAGUAACACAUUCAUAAUUG
This is a messenger RNA of Anopheles arabiensis, 2122 nucleotides long. RefSeq names its product elongation of very long chain fatty acids protein 7-like. Gene Ontology annotation, molecular function: fatty acid elongase activity. Lineage: Eukaryota; Metazoa; Arthropoda; Insecta; Diptera; Culicidae. Gene Ontology annotation, biological process: sphingolipid biosynthetic process; fatty acid elongation, polyunsaturated fatty acid; fatty acid elongation, monounsaturated fatty acid. The record is from RefSeq and is a predicted model, not a curated record. The transcript has 6 exons. Gene Ontology annotation, cellular component: endoplasmic reticulum membrane. Bases 378 to 1670 code for a protein of 430 amino acids.